Messenger RNA from Synchiropus splendidus (mandarinfish), 4799 nucleotides. RefSeq names its product neprilysin-like. The coding region runs from base 342 to 2654 and encodes 770 amino acids. Gene Ontology annotation, molecular function: metalloendopeptidase activity. Gene Ontology annotation, biological process: amyloid-beta clearance; protein processing. The record is from RefSeq and is a predicted model, not a curated record. Gene Ontology annotation, cellular component: plasma membrane. The transcript is spliced from 23 exons. Lineage: Eukaryota; Metazoa; Chordata; Actinopteri; Syngnathiformes; Callionymidae.
GCAGCGGCUGGUUGGAGAGGGAACUUCAGAAUCUCACUUGACUGUCGCGGCAGAUGUCAGCGCGCGGAUAAUCGAGGAUCUCACACCUGAGCGAGAGCGCCGCGCAAAGACGCCGGAUGGAUUGGAUCUGCGCGAUCUCGAUGUGGAACCAGCGCCAGUAGUUGCAGGGUCAGUGGAUAAGUGAAUGUGCGCGCUCCAUAAAAACACUGAAAGAAGAAAAGACAAAUUGUAGCGUCAGGUUCGGUUUGAGUGGAUCAUUUGGAUCGUUUCUGUCGCCGUGGAUUGAUUCGCACUUCGCGCUGCCCUUCGUGGAUUUGAUGGAUUUGUGACCGGUGGAUGUGAUGCCCAUUUAUAUCAUCGACCGAAAAUUUCCCGACGCAUCUGGAGAGUUGUUGCAGCCGGAAGCUGACAGAGGAGAGUUUAAGAUGACAGAGACCAAUCCCCCAAAGUCUGCUAAGAAGCUCCACUGGACGUCUCUGGAGAUCGGGCUCAUCACCAUCGUGUCCUUGCUCUUUAUUGUUAUAGUUGCCCUCGUCAUCCUCUUCGCAACACAGAAGACUGAUGAAAUCUGCACCACGGCCGACUGCACACAAUCAGCUUCACGUCUCAUUGACAACAUGGACGCCAGCGUGGAUCCCUGUGAUAACUUCUACCAGUACGCCUGUGGAGGCUGGCUGAAAAAGAACAUCAUCCCCGAGACCUCUUCCAGAUACAGCACCUUCAAUAUCCUCCGAGAUGAACUGGAGGUCAUCCUCAAAGGAGUUCUUGAAAAACAAGUGGACGAGGAAGCCGCUGCUCUCACUAAGGCCAAGACCCUCUACAAGUCCUGCAUAAACGAGAGUUUGAUCGAGCAGAGAGGAGGUUCCCCAUUGCUGGAGAUGCUGCCCGACAUGUUUGAGUGGCCCAUUGCUGUGGACGACUGGGAGACCAAUUACGGUGAAACAUGGAGGCUGGAGAACGUUAUCGCCAAGCUGAAUGAGAAAUACGGAACUCAACUUCUGGUCAACUUCUUUGUUGGAGUUGAUGACAGGGAUUCAAAGUCACACAUCAUUCAUUUUGAUCAGCAGACCAGCCUGGGCCUUCUGUCCCGAGAUUACUACGCCUGCACGGGACCUUAUGAAGAAGCAUGUCGAUCCUACGGGCAGUUCAUGGUUGACCUGGCUAAAAUGAUCCGGAGUGACCGAAAGCUGCCCAUCAACGAGACCCAUAUCAGGGAGGAGGUGACAAGAGUGAUGGACCUGGAGAGGGACAUUGCCAAUGCCACAGAUACUCCGGAGGACCGCAAUAACCCGGUGCUGCUCUACAACAAAAUGGAGCUCGGUGAUAUGAAUGCCAACUUCACCCUGGAGGUCGACUCACAGGUGUUCAACUGGAGCUACUUCACCACAAGGAUAAUGGACAAAGUGAACAUCAGCGUUACAGACACAGAGAAGGUCAUCAACUACUCGCCCAACUAUUACAGAAGACUCAACCUGAUCUUAGCUCGAUACAAUAAGAGGGAUUUGCAGAACUACAUGGUGUGGCGCUUUGUCAUGAACAUUGUGGUGGGCCUGAGCAAAGCCUACAGAGACACUAACAUAGCUUUCCGAAAGGCUCUGUAUGGCACCACGUCGGAUGCCGCCGUGUGGCGACAGUGCGCUCGGUACGUCAACAGCAACAUGGACGACGCGGUGGGGCGGCUGUAUGUGCAGGAGGCUUUCUCAGAGAAGAGCAAAGAGCUGAUGGAAAAGAUGAUAAAAGACAUCCGGGAAGUUUUCAUUAGCAACCUCCACGACCUGACUUGGAUGGAUGCCGAAACCAGGAGAGCUGCCGAGGAAAAGGCCAGAGCUAUCCGUGAGAGGAUUGGUUAUUCCAACGACAUCAUGGACGACAAAUACCUGAACAAUGAGUACAAAGAUCUGAACUACAGUGCAGAGGAGUACUUUGAAAACAUCCUACAGAACCUGGAGUACGCGCAGAAAAAACGCCUGCGCAAACUCCGAGUCAAAGUCAACAAAGAAGAGUGGGUGACAGGGGCCGCAGUUGUCAACGCGUUUUACUCAUCCAGCAAAAACCAAAUAGUAUUCCCCGCAGGUAUCCUCCAGCCUCCCUUUUUCAGCAAAGCCCAGUCGAAGUCCCUCAACUACGGCGGCAUCGGCAUGGUGAUCGGUCACGAGAUAACACACGGCUUUGAUGACAACGGGCGCAACUAUGAUAAGGACGGUGACCUUAAUGAUUGGUGGACACCAGGAUCCACUCAAAGGUUCUUGGAGCUGUCAAAGUGCAUCGUGGAUCAGUACAGCAACUUCUCUUGGGACCUGGCUAAUGGACUCCACUUAAAUGGCAACAACACCCUCGGGGAAAACAUCGCUGACAAUGGCGGUAUACGGCAGGCCUAUCAGGCCUACCAGAACUACGUCCGAAAGAACGGAGAGGAGCCGCCUCUGCCUGGAAUUGACCUUUCACAUGACCAGCUGUUUUUCCUCAAUUUCGCUCAGGUGUGGUGUGGAACACACAGACCAGAACAGGCUGUGAACUCGGUCAAAGUGGAAGUCCACAGUCCAGGAAAAUUCAGGGUUCUGGGCUCACUUCAGAACUUCCCAGAAUUUGCCAAAGCCUUCAACUGCAACAAGAGCAGCAACAUGGUACCUGAGAAUGUCUGUCGCGUGUGGUGAUCCGCCGACACAUGUCCAAGACCGCGCAGGUGCGGUCCACACUGUCCCCUACAGAACCUUUGACUGUAGGAAACUCCAAUUGUGGCUACCGGGAAGCAGAAGCUGCCCUCCGCUCUUCUCUGAAUGGACCAGGACUCAUCAGUCCUGACACUGCAGUGCGCACUUGCAGAGAGAACAGUGACGGACAGUGUCCUCGGGACAGAACCAGCAGUGUCUGUCCGCCUCUGAUACUGUACUUCAUUCACUUUAAAUCCUCUGUUUCUCUUUGGAUACAGCCUCUUCUUUGUUUUCUGUCCCUCCAUUUCUUUUGUCUCAGCCUUUCAUUAUUUAUGAUUUACCAAUGUGCUUAUGCAUAGGCGCUGAUCCAGAAAAUGCCAAGCAUCCGCAGAACAUUGUAAGCUGUCAUGAAGAUUAAGGCUAAAUGGUCAGGCUUUGUCUGCGGAAGAAAUGUCUCAUCACAUCAACUUACAAUGUCACCAUUAAAUGUCGCAGUAGUCAUUUCAGAUUUGGGGAAAAUGACUCUGUUUAUUCAAGCAGGCUUUCAAAGUGUUGUGUUGAAGGGGGAGCGAGACAUCCAUGAGAAUUCAGCCAUCACUAUGUAGAACGUGCCGCUUUUUGUAAUUGAGUCAUCGUAAAUGCUUUUCCUUAUCAGAAAUUGGGCACCAUUGUCCAAACACAAAUCAGCGUCUAUGUUCAUGGAACAGUGUUUGUGUGUGUGUGUGUGUGUGUGCGCCUUUCAUUGUUGGCGAUAGAGGGGCAGACGGAUAGAUGCGCUCGAGCCCACUGGCAUGAAUAGAGUGUACGCCCACUCACACUCAAAAAACACAUGAGACAGGACUGAGCACUGCUGCAGGACUGUGUCAUUCGCCUCACAAAAGCUGGAUUUAGCCUCCGUCUUCAUACGCACUACAAUCAAUCGAACACCCACAUUCAUACGUACACGGCAGAUAUCUCAAUAUACCUUUGGUAUUAGCGAAAUGACGACACCAACAACAGUGCUAUUCCGACAAAAACGCCUUUGACGACAGUUUGUAGGCACCUGCUGUUCCACUGCUCUAUCUCAAACCCACCAAACACAAGUUCUUUGCCUUUCAGAUGACAGCUGCUCCUGAAUCAGUGAGCCGACAAUUGACAGGCGCCAGAUCUCGCCGCGCACAUUUACCGCGCCGUGUUUGUUGUUUCCGCACAGAUGUCCAUCUUUUAAGGAUUAUUUCCGGCAGCGUCACAAUGGUUGCCUGCCUCUGUUUGUCACACACACACACAAAAAAAUCUGUAUGCCUUACAUCAUCCGUCGUGCUGCUUUGUGGUGGUGCUUGUCACAUUUUGUUAUUUGUCCAAAUCUUUACUGUUUAACAAGAAAUUCGUUCCGCUCUGUUUUAUGAGAAAUUGCUAUCUCGCACUGUAAGAGCUCCAAUUUCAAUGCUUGUGUCUGGAGGACUCCCCAAGUGCCGUCCUAAAUAACUUGAGGUGACUGGCCUUGUUUUAAUCUACAUUUACUCAAAAUACAAAAUUCCUUCAAUCUAAAUUGCGCACGUUUAGGCGGAAUAUUUUUUUAUUUGAUUAUUGUUUUCCAAAACAGUCCAUCUGUACGAUUUUAAUUGAACUGUAAAACAAAGCAGUACGACCUGAAUGAUACCAGCGUACUAGUUGUCAUUAUCGUAUCAUGAAUGUGUCAACGGAACCAUUUCAACUUCCGCUGUGUGACAGCACAACACCUUACAUCGACCUAGCAUCUGAUCCUGAGUUUGAAGACGUGGUGUUUGUCGUUACAUCUGUGGAUUUUAUCCUUCUAGUUGAACUUAAAAGUGGCUUUUAUUUAUACAAACAAACAAGGGUUUUGAGGGGCGGAACAACACAAUAGCUCAACAUUUGCGAUUAGCUUUUGGAGUGGAGCUGUGAAACAAUGCCUUUACUUUUAUACCGAUGUUGGAUGAUGAAUGAAGGUGAUUUAUGGUGUCAAUCAUGUGUGUAACUUUAUAUAUUUUUUAACCGUGUUUGUUUCUCCUCAGCUGUCGCUCACUCUGACAUAUGUAUCUCUCUACCCCGCUUUCUCACACAUGCAACUUUAGAAAGACGAAUAUACCUCAGUUGCCUGUAUUAGAUAUUUUAUAAUAAUUUGAUACUCAUCAUGAGGAUCAUUUGUUU